Molecule: messenger RNA, 678 nt
Organism: Laccaria bicolor S238N-H82
Lineage: Eukaryota; Fungi; Basidiomycota; Agaricomycetes; Agaricales; Hydnangiaceae
Exons: 8
Coding region: 1-678 (225 amino acids)
Source: RefSeq, a predicted model, not a curated record
AUGUAUCCUGUGGUACACGAGCCUUGGACUCGCUCAAACGCUUGUGCAGCGGAGUUGAUGGGAAUGGUAGAUGCCGCUGACAUGCCGUCCUUCGGAUAUCACCGCUUGACAGCGCCCAAACCCACUGCCCAGACCCCCAAUUAUGCCACGAGCACCAACAGGGCUCACGAAGAGAGAACGACGUCCGCUGCUAGUGCCGAACGCGCGUAUUGGAUUGAUGCUAGGCUGCAGUGUGCAUUACAAGUGCACUCGACGAACGCGGACCAUCGUAAUGGCAGAUUUGGCUGCGCGGUGUCAAGUCAGUACCCGAAACCGGACACGGUGUCAUUAUCUCAAAACGUAAACUCCCUCUCUUUCAAGGACGGAGUUGCUGCGCGGUCGCUCAGCGGAUGUGUUCAAGUCCUCACGUUGGCCGUGCUUGCGCCGGUUUUCUUUACGGAAGAUGGCAUCGCCGUCUCCCUCAAGAGGUCUUUCUACCAACCUGUCCAACAAGGACCCUCUGUAACGUUGAACUCAUACCCUUUGAACAUCGAGUUGGGAGUUGUUUCGCGUCAGGCGAGAGUGAUUCCCCGACGUCUUGUUCCCCUCAAACGUUCGAGUUUCAUUCCGUCAAAAGGAAGUAAGGAUGAAUUGCGAGCGACAGCUAAUCUUCAUGCACUCCUCGAAGCCACCCCGUAG